AUGAGCGCACGCGGUGAGGGCGCCGGGCAGCCGUCCACUUCAGCGCAGGGACAACCUGCCGCCCCGGUGCCUCAGAAGAGAGGACGCGGCCGACCCAGGAAGCAGCAGCAAGAGCCGACCGGUGAGCCUUCUCCUAAGAGACCCAGGGGAAGACCUAAAGGCAGCAAGAACAAGAGCCCCUCCAAAGCGGCUCAGAAGAAAGCAGAAGCCACUGGGGAGAAACGGCCAAGAGGCAGACCCCGGAAAUGGGUGACUGCGGACCUACCCUGCUUUCCAGAACUGGAUUUACUGACAGUGUUUCACUGCUCUCUGCUGGAGAAGCCCACAGCCAGGCCAGGCGUGAGGGCUCUCCUCACUGGCGAGGAGUGCAGAUUUAUGCUGAUGGCCACACUGCGCCUGGCCGCAGACGCCGAUGGUCGUCAUGCCCCACUGACUCAGCCCCGCUUCCUGCCCAAGGAGGAGACUGAGGAGACGUCCUCACAAGAGUCCGCGGAGGAGGACUAG
Molecule: messenger RNA, 504 nt
Organism: Otolemur garnettii (small-eared galago)
Lineage: Eukaryota; Metazoa; Chordata; Mammalia; Primates; Galagidae
Gene: HMGA2
Product: high mobility group AT-hook 2
Exons: 6
Coding region: 1-504 (167 amino acids)
Biological process (GO): regulation of DNA-templated transcription
Cellular component (GO): chromatin; nucleus
Molecular function (GO): transcription coregulator activity; DNA binding
Source: RefSeq, a predicted model, not a curated record